UCCCUUUGGUUCUUUGCAUUGUUUUUAAAUGGUUUGCAGAAAGGUAUUGAUGAGAACUGGGCAGCUGCUCUUGAACACAAUCCUGAAGCUUUUGCAAGGGUGGUCAUGUUAUAUGUUGACAUGGAAGUCAAUGGUGUCCCUUUGAAGGCGUUCGUUGAUAGUGGUGCUCAGUCAACAAUCAUAUCUAAAAGCUGCGCUGAGCGCUGUGCAUUGUUGAGGCUUAUGGAUCAACGUUAUAAGGGCAUUGCUCAUGGGGUUGGUCAAUCGGAGAUAUUAGGUCGGAUUCAUGUUGCUCCAAUCAAGGUUGGGAAUGUGUUUUACCCUUGUUCCUUCGUGGUUUUGGAUUCUCCUAAUAUGGAUUUCCUUUUUGGGCUGGAUAUGCUUCGUAAGCACCAGUGCAUAAUUGAUUUGAAGGAGAAUGUCUUGAGAGUUGGUGGAGGAGAGGUUUCAGUACCCUUUUUGCAAGAAAAAGACAUUCCAACUAAUUUUCUGGAUGAAGUUGCAAAGCAAGCCUCAAGCUCUGGAGCACAGGCUACAUCUGGAACAAGAGAGAAUAGCAGAACACAAACCGAGGGUAGUGCGCCUAACCGGUCACAGGGACCUGAAUUUGAAGCCAAAGUUACAAGACUGAUUGAGCUAGGGUUUGGAAGAGAGGCAGUCGUACAAGCUCUAAAAUUUUUUGAUGGUAAUGAAGACCAGGCUGCUGGGUAUCUCUUUGGGGCCUAAAGGUGGUUUUUGUCUUUGUGAGUUUUGUGGACCAAAACUGGUUUCCACAGCGAACUUUUUGAUAAAAAAAAAGAGAGAAAAAAAACAUUUGUGUCUCUCUCUCAACAUUCAUUGGGCCUGUGAUAGUACCUGCUUACGAAGUGUUGUAUUUUGAAUGUGAAUUAAUUUAUAUUUAAGAUUUUUGAGAGCCUA
Messenger RNA from Camellia sinensis, 918 nucleotides. The record is from RefSeq and is a predicted model, not a curated record. NCBI's taxonomy places the organism in Eukaryota, Viridiplantae, Streptophyta, Magnoliopsida, Ericales, Theaceae.